UUAUUGUCAUAAACCAAGACACAAAAACAAACAAAGGUUCGAAUUGGUGGGAAAACAAGCAAAAGGAAAAAAAUGUUGUCAAGUCUUCAACUAGACUCCACUGACAGAAUCAUCCUCUCUUUGAGACUUACUUCUCUGCUAAUAAUUUUCCUCUCCUCUUCACCUCUUCAUGCUCAUGGCAACCCUUCAAGAACCCACAUCUUCAUCUACGCAGGCUGCUCUCAAGAAAAGUACCAACCAAGUUCACCCUUUGAAGCCAACCUCAACACCUUCCUCUCCUCAGUAGUGAGCUCAUCAUCUGAAAUCACUUACAAUACCUUCGCCGUCGGAAAUGGAACCGGUUCAACACCGCCAGAAGGAACAGUUUAUGGCUUAUACCAGUGCAGAGGUGACUUGCACCCAAUUGACUGCUCAAAGUGUGUUGGAAGAUCAGUUAACCAAAUCAACUUAGUUUGUCCCUAUGCACUUGGUGCUUCUCUUCAGCUUGAAGGCUGUUUACUAAGAUAUGAGCACAGUGGUGAUUUCCUUGGGAAAUUGGACACUGGCAUUAAGUUCAGGAAGUGUAGUAAGUCUGUGACUAGUGAUGUUGAGUUCUUCCGGCGACGUGAUGAUGUUCUUGCAGACUUGCAAACGGCGAGUGGAUUUAGAGUUAGUAGUUCAGGGCUUGUUCAAGGGUAUGCACAGUGUUUGGGUGAUUUAACUGUUUCAGAUUGUUCAUCUUGUUUGGUCGAUGCUGUGGGGAAGCUGAAGAGCUUGUGUGGUUCAGCUGCUGCUGCUGAUGUGUUCUUGGGACAGUGUUAUGCGAGGUACUGGGCUUCUGGAUACUAUGAUGAACUAGAUUCCUCCAACAAUGAUGAUGUGGGGAAAUCGGUUGCUAUUAUUGUGGGAGUAUUUGGAGGUCUAGCCAUUCUAGUUGUUCUUCUCUCAAUUUGCAAAAAAGCAGCGGAAUGUAUUCCAGCAAAGCAAGUACAAGUGGUCUUGCAGCAGGGGUUUUGGUUCGCGUCCUCUUGUACCUCCUAGCCUCUUGGCGGGAUCACAAGAUGUUGUGAUGGGAGGCUCUUUGAGCAUAUUUUUUCUUCUCUUGGUUAGUUUCUGACUUUUGGGGGUUUGGGGGAUGUUGAUGUUAGGUGUAAGAGAAGAGUUCUGAUGUUAGAUCCCUUACACUAUACUCACAAAUCACUCACCAACACAGCCCUCACAUUAAAAGUGAAAUCAAACACACAAAUCUUCUAAAUAAAAGUGACUCAUAUAUCCUUUAUGGGGUUGUCUAAAUGA
Lotus japonicus is the source of this 1275-nucleotide messenger RNA. Its product is annotated as plasmodesmata-located protein 8. Gene Ontology annotation, cellular component: plasmodesma. The transcript has 3 exons. Lineage: Eukaryota; Viridiplantae; Streptophyta; Magnoliopsida; Fabales; Fabaceae. The record is from RefSeq and is a predicted model, not a curated record. Bases 73 to 1020 code for a protein of 315 amino acids.